Molecule: messenger RNA, 360 nt
Organism: Gregarina niphandrodes
Lineage: Eukaryota; Apicomplexa; Conoidasida; Eugregarinorida; Gregarinidae
Exons: 3
Source: RefSeq, a predicted model, not a curated record
AUGGAGCUGAGUGGUGUUUACGACGUGAUGAUAGUUCCCCCCGAGAUGAAUGUGCCUACUAGAUCUAAUACGAAUACUGUUAUUAGAGUGUUCUACCGAUCGUCUAGAAUUGACAUUGGGGGUGUAUUUGAGGUGUUGGAGGAGCAAGGUCAGGAACUAUAUAGUUUUACAGUGGUCAACCAGAGCCGAGGUCCGUAUGACCCGAAGAUCGAGACAACGGUUGUUCGGGCGCCUAACAAACUCAAGGCAGCUCUCGUCAGAGCGCAUUUGGCAUCAUUGCCGGGUAUCAUAUUUUGCGGUAUCAUCAACGUGAAAGACAUCGUGGUGAUUCAUGACGCGGCUUCCUGUUCGCCGGAUGCA